Messenger RNA from Lactuca saligna, 1302 nucleotides. NCBI's taxonomy places the organism in Eukaryota, Viridiplantae, Streptophyta, Magnoliopsida, Asterales, Asteraceae. The record is from the annotation of a GenBank genome assembly.
AUGGCGGCAUCACUGUUUACUUUCUCUUCAACUUCAAGAAGAGUCGUCCCAGCUCCAAACUCUCUUCCUCUUCCCAUAUACACCAAAGCCACAAAUGUCAUUUUCAAUCCUGAUAUACCAGAUGUUCAUCGCGGUCUUGGACUUGAUGAUUUUGUUGAUUUUUUAGUAUUCUGCAGACUUCGAUACGCUAUCAGUGAGGUUCCAUCAGAGUUCUUUCCCGAACAAGUAUGUGAGUUCUACUACACCGCAACGGUUAAUGAUGAAAACAACGUCAUCUCCGGCACUAUUGGGCGUGGCCGUCGCUCAGUUUUCAUUACCGCUGAUCUCCUCAGUGUUGCACUCAGGUUACUGAUUUUUGAACCCUUCUCUAAGCUUCCAACUAUUGAAUGCUGUCGACGUCUCUUUGAUCAACUGGGCUAUGAUCACUCGAAAGCUGGUGCUCGAUCAGCUCUCAUUAUGCGUCAAUGUAUGACUCCAGGAUGGAAGUUCUUCAUCGGGGCACUUUGCAAAUGUGUGGGUCACAAAUCUCGUAGUGGUGAUCAACCGAGUACUUAUAAGCAACAAGUUGUCUGUUCCCUUCUUCUCAACAAACGUCUUGAUUAUGGGGCCUUCUUCUUUGAUCAGCUUGUCCAACUUCUUCAUGCCAAUGUACGAGCUGAUCAUGUUCCAUUUCCACGCUGGAUUGCUCUUGUCCUGGAUAAAUUUUUCACUAAAGCCUACUACUUUCACUCUGGAAACCCCAUCCAAUGCCCACGCAUGUCAGUACGAAUGUAUCAGGAUGAUCCACUGGCAAAUGACAUCGGCAUCUCUGAUCAAAUUCAAGAAUGGAUCGCAAAUCCAUAUAUCAUUCCUUCACUAAACGCUGACACUGACGAAGGAGCUGAUGAUAACAACGAAAUUCAUGUUGAUCUACAAGCUAAAAUGCAAGACAGUGGUCAUAUCUCCCCUCAACUUUCUCAUCAUACUAUUUCUGUCACUGAAAGGGUUCACUCAGCUCAGGGAGAGCAACAAUCUCAGGGGAAGCAACCAUCUCAGGGGGAGCAACCCUCUCCGGGGGAGCAGCAUCGAUCACAAGAAAUUCCAGGUACUCAGCUCAUUCAAAUCCUGGCCUCAACGUUUAAUGAGCUUCUUACACUGACUCGAGACAUGAUUCAGCGUCUUCUACAUAUUGAGGCUGAUGUCAACCAACUGAAGGGAGUUCUUCUGUCAACUCUUUCCCCUGGCCCAAAUCAUGAUGAUGAUCAAAAAGGGGGAGAAACUGAUUUUGUUGAGCUUGGAUCUGAAGAGAUCAUUUUAAACUAG